CUUUCCUUCACAACGACGUGAAAAGAAAUACACGCAAAGAUUCAGCAACUUAUAAAAGAUUAAAAGAGUAUGGAAGAAACAAACGACAUCAUGACCAUAUUUAUUCCAAGGAUGUACGGAAUAUGUUAUGUUUUUUAUGGAAUCGUAUUUGACGACGAUUUUUUCCACCAAUGUGAAAGGAUGGUCAGACAAAUGGAAAAGAAGAUUAAACUACACAGACAAAUUUACAAGCAACUGCAAAAGCAACAAAAGGUAUGCUGGCUUGCCAACAGCAAAGUUACAAAGUACCAACAUUGCUUAGAUACUUCAAAGAAGAUUUAUCAUCAUGUAGCAGAAACUUUAAAUAAACGUGAAAUGCGCUCAAAACAAACAGCAAUAUCUAAGGUUCAGAGCCAUCUUCAGGAAAAAUUGAAGCAAGCAAAAAGGGCAGAACAAAAGUACCAAACUAUUCUGGCAAAUGAAUCGAAAACAAGAUCAUCCAUCAAAGAGAUUGAACAGGACAUAUUCAGAGUGAUUGAGCUUCAGAUAAACGACUGGAAACCCACAUCACCAUCAGUUAAUACAAAGAUACAUACAACUAUCUCAGUACAAACUGUUGUGGAAAAAAUGAGCAGCAGAUACCUGGUUACUCUUCCUCAGGUGUUUAACGAGAAGAAAGGAUUCCAUGCAAAGUUACCAGAUGUUCUACUUGUUAAAAGAGAAUUCCACAGCUAAAAACUGUGAUAUCUGAACAUAGAGCAUAAUGUGCAAUACUCCAUCUUUGUGUUUGACUUUAUUUUUGUA
Molecule: messenger RNA, 783 nt
Organism: Mytilus trossulus (common blue mussel)
Lineage: Eukaryota; Metazoa; Mollusca; Bivalvia; Mytilida; Mytilidae
Exons: 6
Coding region: 70-714 (214 amino acids)
Source: RefSeq, a predicted model, not a curated record